Geodia barretti is the source of this 759-nucleotide messenger RNA. NCBI's taxonomy places the organism in Eukaryota, Metazoa, Porifera, Demospongiae, Tetractinellida, Geodiidae. The record is from the annotation of a GenBank genome assembly.
AUGGAUACACUCGCCGAGGUAGCUCGUGUCGUCAGCACGUGCACGGACUGUCAGUUGCAUGCUGGCCGAACUAAUGCCGUGCCCGGAGAGGGCCCGGACGCCGCUGAAAUACUAUUCAUCGGGGAAGGUCCAGGGUUCCACGAAGAUCGUCUCGGGCGUCCGUUCGUGGGACCGGCUGGGAACUUUCUCGAGGACCUGCUGCAAUCCAUCGGCAUGACCAGGGCCCAGGUGUACAUAGCGAACAUGGUCAAAUGUCGUCCGCCAGACAACCGGGACCCGGUUCCUACAGAAAUCGCCGCCUGUAGCAAAUAUUUAGACCGCCAGAUAGAACUGCUCGACCCCAUACUUAUAGUGACGCUGGGCCGAUUUUCCACGGCGCGAUUUAUACCAGGCCAAAGCAUCAGCAGGGCGCGAGGUCGCUUGAGGCAGGUCAACGGGCGCCAUAUUUUUCCGAUCAUGCAUCCGGCAGCGGGGUUGCGCCGGCAGGAAAUGAGGGCCGCUAUCGAGGAAGAUUUCGCCAAGAUACCUGGCCUGCUGGACGUACUGCGUAUCCAGUCCGAACCGGCUUCGGACAGUUCCCAAAUCCGAGAGGCAACCCCUGCCCUGGAACCUCCACCCGCCAAUCAGGUACCCUCUCUAUGGGAUGUGCCUGGGCCCCCCGAGUCGGGCGUCGCUACUUCUCCAGCCGACCAUCCGUCUGCGGAUGAGAUCGAGAAGCCGGACGGUCCAUUGCCCGGCCAGCAACGGCUAUUCUGUUAG